AUCGGCAGCGACAUUUAUGGCGGCCAGGAGCUGACGGGGUGACUUGUGAGCUGAGCUGGGUGCGAGUGUCCUUUGAUUCAAUGCAUUGAUGUUCCUUGCCGGGCCGCCUCUGACGAGCGAGCAGUCAUGAGAUCCGAAUUGGCGGCCCACGCCGUUUGUGCAACUUGUGCAUGCACCCCCCUGACGUUUUAUCUUAUGUAAGCAGCACAUCGUCGAAAAUAUCGAGAGCUUCAUGAGUGCAGUUCUUUCUCAGCAAUGGAGGCCAGUUUAUUCCGAAGACCUGUCGCCAACCUCCUCUCAGGCAGGGCGCAAUGCCUGCUUGCACUCAAUGCCGCAUCCAGUCGCCAUGAAUCCUCAUACCGACGCUCGAAGUCACGUCUGAAUGUCAAGCCGGAGCCGUCCUUCCUCCCCUCAUAUUCGAAGACUCCGGUACAACAGGACCAUAUCAUCUUCAAUCCGCCUUCCUCAGCUCCAUCGGUCCUCCACACUCCGCUCAAAUUCCUCCCAAAAGAAGACAAACGAAAACAGCUCCUCGUGGCCACCGCACAGAAGUUCUCCUCGUCGCAAAUGCGAUUACCACCACCCAUACGAGCAAAGCCGAAAGUCCCCCAUCACCAUCUGAGCGAUGCAGAUAUUGCGGAAAUCGUCAAACUGAAGCAGCAGGAUCCAGAUCAGUGGACCAACACGAAGCUAGCGAGGAAGUUCAAUUGCUCGUCGUUGUUCGUCAGCAUUUGCUUGACCCAAUGCGGAGUGGAUAAUGCGGAGAGGAAGAAGGAGAUGCAGGAAAAGUUCGAGGCUGUAAAGGCGAGGUGGGGUCCGAGAAGGAGAAAAGCAAAGGAGGAGCAGGAUAGAAGGUUUAAGCUUGCAUACAGAGGCGACUGAGGAGUCUGGGCGCAUGCGGGAGGUGAGAUGAGUUAGAAUAGAGCGGUGUCCUUGUACGAACACUGCGGAUGGACUAGAAGAGGUGAUUCUGAUUUCACAACGUACCAAUACAUGGGGCACUUUAUUUUGUACAGUAUUGGAGCGGUGGCGUUAGAGAAAACGUGUAGGACUAUGUACAAAGACACACCAAAAACAGUCCCCGUUCAAACUUUAGUACGUUUUGAGCCAUUUCUCCGGUUCGAGCACAAGCCAAGCGGCAGGAGAAUC
Messenger RNA from Hyaloscypha bicolor E, 1149 nucleotides. RefSeq lists its product as uncharacterized. The transcript has a single exon. The coding region runs from base 256 to 882 and encodes 208 amino acids. NCBI's taxonomy places the organism in Eukaryota, Fungi, Ascomycota, Leotiomycetes, Helotiales, Hyaloscyphaceae. Gene Ontology annotation, cellular component: mitochondrial large ribosomal subunit. Gene Ontology annotation, molecular function: structural constituent of ribosome. The record is from RefSeq and is a predicted model, not a curated record.